UAAUAACAAAGUAGACCCUAGACCUAAUACAGGAGGAGCGCCGCAAGAACAAAAGGAUCGGCCUCACGUCUUCAUCUUCUGGGUUUUGAUUUUCUUCUUCUGGUUUUCGUUUUUAGUUCAUACAUCAAAAAAAAAAUACAAAAUUCCAGUUUUAAUUUCUUAUUUUCAAGUUUUCUAUUUAGAUUUUGAGGGCAGUUUCAGUUUUUGGAAAAGGAUAUAUAAAAACUUUCUGACUCUUCAUUCUCAAUUUCGGAUUCGGAAUUCAACUAUGGAGCUUGAUUAAAGUUUGCCGUGGAGUCGACGAGUCGCCGAUCGAGGUCUUGUUCGUGGCUGCUAGUUUCUAUUUCUCAGCUGUUGUUACUCCUAAUUUCAAGGCCGAAUUCAUUUGUAUUGGAUUCCAAACGAAAUUAAUCGAAGCUUCGCGCAAUCAGGAUGGACAAGCCCAAUUACAUAGUCCCAAUACAAACCUGCUUUGCCAUCAAAAACCUGCAUUUCAGCUUCAUCUCCUUCUAACAAGAAACCGCCAUUGUUACCAGCGGAGAACCUUUUUCACAGCAAUAGCGACAGUGAAAUAUGGCAGAGCCUAAUACAUCUCUUGAGACGAGCGAAAAAAUAAGCAGGCUAGCUCCUCAGUUAGUUACAGUAUUAAAGGAGAUGAAAGAAGGAUUGGAUACAGUGACUUCAAAAGUACAAGCUUUAACUGCAAAGGUGAAAGCGGGUCACUUUCCAACACCAGAAGGAAUAAGUUACCUUGAAACGAAGCAUCUGCUACUUCUGAAUUAUUGCCAAUCGCUUGUCUAUUAUCUGCUCCGCAAGGCAAAAGGAUUCUCAAUUGAAGGGCAUCCAGUUAUUCGGAGUCUAGUCGAGAUAAGAUUGUUUUUGGAGAAGAUUCGCCCCAUCGACAAGAAACUACAGUAUCAAAUUCAGAAGCUCACAAGAGAUAGUGAUGCUGCUUCUGAGAAGUCAGUUAUAAGUGAGAAGGGAACAGAUACCCAGAAGGAGGACCUGUUGAAGUAUCGUCCAAAUCCUGAUUUGCUUGUUAGUAAAACACGUGGCACAGAGGAUGGCAGCAAUGUAUAUAGACCCCCCAAACUUGUACCUGCUCCUAUGGAAGAAGAUAAAAUGUCGAGGCAGGAGAGAAAUAAAUCGAGGAAGGAGACAAUGGACUUGCGAAAGGCUAGACAAAACCCGUUUAUGAUAGAUUUGGUGAAUAAUCUUGAAGGUAGACCCGAAGAGGUAAGAGAAGUUGUUGGAACUGAAAGUAGAGAACUCAGAGAGUACAUGGCUAAAAUGGAAGAACGUGCACGACAAGAAGAGGAGACUUUUGCUCGUGCCCCACUCACAAAGAUGGAAAAAAAGAAAAUGAAACAUCUGAAGAAGUCAAGAAAUGGGUUGCUUGGGCUGACAGAUAGUUUCUAUGACGAGAUAAAAAGUUUGCCUUUAGGGGAUGCUUCUGAACAAUCAGCAAACUUUGAUAACAGCAGCGCUGGAAUCAAACAACAGAAGAAGCGUAAGAGGAGGAAUUGAACGACUGCAAGCUUGAGUACAUCAAUAUCCAAGAAUAUAGAGACUUAGGUAGGAAUGAUCAGAGGUUCCUUGGAUCAUGUAAGAUGUACAACUUCAUCAUGAUGUUAAUUUUUGUGACUUUUAUGGCUUCAAAAUCUGCACCGUAUUUGUUAUUGUUUUCAGCAGUUGA
Molecule: messenger RNA, 1696 nt
Organism: Nicotiana tabacum (common tobacco)
Lineage: Eukaryota; Viridiplantae; Streptophyta; Magnoliopsida; Solanales; Solanaceae
Biological process (GO): maturation of SSU-rRNA from tricistronic rRNA transcript (SSU-rRNA, 5.8S rRNA, LSU-rRNA)
Cellular component (GO): small-subunit processome; nucleolus
Source: RefSeq, a predicted model, not a curated record